GGAAAGUUGCGAAGAUUAACGGAGAUUGCCGGAGGAAAAUAAACAAGAAACAUGGCGCCAACUUUGAGUUGAGAAAAAAUUGGAUUUAUUGAGACAGCAGAAGGAGAAUGUCUAGCCCUGAUGAAAGGACAGUGACCAUCAGUGGGGUCAAGGUUGUGUUUCCAUGCAAACCUUACCCAUCACAGUUUGGUAUGAUGGACCGGGUGAUAAAGGGUUUAGAGAGGAAACAAAACAGUUUGCUGGAGAGCCCUACAGGAAGUGGAAAAAGUUUGGCCCUUUUAUGCUCAGCAUUAGCUUGGCAGGUAGCUCAAAAUGAGAAGAUCACGAGGGAAAAUCUUGCUGCUAGCACAGGUGGCUGCAGUAAACCUUGCCAGUGUGGUGCUGCUGAUAGUAAAAGGUCCACAGAAUACUCGCCAGAGUCGAAGCCCGGAUACAGUGCGAAUAAAGGAGAUGACAAAGUUAUAGAACUGAGUGAUGAUGAUAUGAAAUGUGAAGAUGACGAUGACGAUUUUAAACCCUCGUCUAAGAUGCGAACACCAAGUGUGGCACAGGGUAAGAAGAGAAGACACCUAGGUAUAAAGUAUGAGGAUGACACAGAAUGUUGUACAGAAAGUCUACCUGUAAAAUGUACAUGUAACAGUACAGGACAGAAUGAACCAGCCAAAAAACAGAAAUAUUUGUCUCCACCUCUGAUUCAUGUGAAGAAGUUGUCAAAUAAGGGAGCAGAUAAAGCAAAGCAAAGUUUGAAAACCAGUCUCUAUACUGCAGCAUCUGGGUGUUUCUUUGCUUGUUCUUGA
This is a messenger RNA of Mercenaria mercenaria, 797 nucleotides long. Its product is annotated as Fanconi anemia group J protein homolog. Gene Ontology annotation, biological process: nucleotide-excision repair; double-strand break repair involved in meiotic recombination. Gene Ontology annotation, molecular function: ATP binding; DNA helicase activity. Lineage: Eukaryota; Metazoa; Mollusca; Bivalvia; Venerida; Veneridae. Bases 108 to 797 code for a protein of 229 amino acids. The record is from RefSeq and is a predicted model, not a curated record. The transcript is spliced from 7 exons. Gene Ontology annotation, cellular component: nucleus.